Molecule: messenger RNA, 970 nt
Organism: Chelmon rostratus (copperband butterflyfish)
Lineage: Eukaryota; Metazoa; Chordata; Actinopteri; Chaetodontiformes; Chaetodontidae
Gene: rgs1
Product: regulator of G protein signaling 1
Exons: 4
Coding region: 101-562 (153 amino acids)
Source: RefSeq, a predicted model, not a curated record
CUCCCUUUGUAGAGGACGAGGAGAUGGCGAUAAAGUGAGUUACUGCAUAUUUGAUUGUUGGGCCUUUACCAUUUUCAGCAGGCAACAGCUUACAGCAGCCAUGUGGAAAAUACCAACGAGGUUUUCACUCACUGGUAGAUUGUGUUGCUUCCCCAAGGAUCCACUGGAGGAUGUUGAGACUUGGAGUGAGUCUGUGGACAAGGUCCUCAGCUGCAAAGCCGGACAGAUCGCUUUCCGGGAGUUCCUGAAGUCUGAGUACAGUGAGGAGAACAUUCUGUUUUGGCUCGCCUGUGAGGAGUACAAGAAAAUCAAGACGGUCCCAGAGAUGAUCUCGUCUGCCAACAGGAUCUACUCAGAGUUUGUCCAAACAGAAGCACCCAAACAGAUCAACAUAGAUUGCAGUACCAGAGAAAACAUAACGAAGAACAUCUCCCAGCCGACCCUGACUUCGUUUGAUACAGCACAGAAGCUCAUCUACAGUCUGAUGGCCAGGGAUUGCUACCCGCGGUUCCUAAAAUCUGACAUCUAUCAGGGACUCCUGAGGAGAACCGAUUCAAGGUGACUCUUUUAAAACUGACAGCCUCUCAGACGGAGGCUCGCGAAAUCGUCUCUCCAGCUCUGAUCUGCUGUAGCACCCUUUCAUUUCAGUGUGGAUAAUGGGCUCACGCCGUACAAUCCAGAUCCUUAAAUGUAGCAGAAAUAGCUUUUCUCAACCUGUGUGACACAGUAGACAGUUACAGCUCAAGUGAAUUUGUGGCUUGUAUUAUACUUUAUCUCUUUAAUUAUGUUCAGGUUAAAAAAAAAAAGUCUUUAAAGAGAUUGUGCACAUAAUUCUUCCAUGAUUAUCUAUUAUCUCCUCCACCCCAUGAGGUUAAUAGUAAUUCCUUUAUUGUAAAGUAUUAUCAACACUUUAUCUAUUCGAGUAUGCAAACAUAAAUCCUAAUAUGCUCUGAGAAAUUCAACCUUCACA